Messenger RNA from Cavenderia fasciculata, 1410 nucleotides. RefSeq names its product glucose 6-phosphate-1-dehydrogenase (gene g6pd-2). Bases 1 to 1410 code for a protein of 469 amino acids. NCBI's taxonomy places the organism in Eukaryota, Evosea, Eumycetozoa, Acytosteliales, Cavenderiaceae. The record is from RefSeq and is a predicted model, not a curated record. The transcript has 6 exons. Gene Ontology annotation, cellular component: cytosol. Gene Ontology annotation, molecular function: glucose-6-phosphate dehydrogenase activity; NADP binding. Gene Ontology annotation, biological process: pentose-phosphate shunt, oxidative branch; glucose metabolic process.
AUGUCAUUAGAUUUACAAGCAUCAGAAGGAAUAUCAAAAACAGAUCUAGAGAACCCAUUGACUGUUGUCAUUGUUGGUGCCUCUGGUGAUCUGGCAAAGAAAAAGACAUACCCUGCUCUCUUUGGUCUAUACUGUCGUAAUUUGUUACCAACUCACACUGUCAUUCUAGGUUAUGCUAGAUCUCACAUUGAAAUUGGUGAAUUUAGACAACAUCUUCGCAAAUAUUUAAAAGGAGAUGAAAAUCAAAAGGAACAAUUCUUGAAUAUGUGUUACUAUCAUAGUGGAUCGUAUGAUAAAAAGGAGAGUUAUGAUCAAUUUAAUUUGGAUAUUCUUGAACAAGAGAAAAAGCUUGGUCAAGAAACAAACAAUCGUCUCUUUUAUAUGGCCAUUCCACCAUCUAUCUUUGUUCAAGUUGCCAAAGGAAUUAAACAUUCUUUAAUCUCUCCUAAUGGAUGGUCAAGAGUAAUUAUUGAAAAACCAUUUGGUAAAGAUUUACAAUCAUCACGUGAAUUGAUUGGAGAAUUGAAAAAGUUGUUUGUUGAACGUGAUCUUUUCCGUAUCGAUCAUUAUCUUGGUAAAGAGAUGGAGGAUAUUGGUACCGAGGGUCGUGGUGGUUACUUUGACCAAUUUGGUAUUAUUCGUGAUGUCAUGCAAAACCAUCUUCUUCAAGUCUUGUCGUUGGUUGCCAUGGAGCCACCUCUUACACUCUCUGCCGAAGACAUUACCAACGAAAAGGUUAGACUCUUGAAAUGCAUCACUCCCAUCCAGUUGAAUGAAGUCGUUCUCGGUCAAUACACUGCUAGUCCAGAUGGAAAACAACCAGGUUAUCUCGAUGAUGCCGGUGUUCCAAAGGACAGUCUUUGUCCAACCUAUGCUGCCGCCGUCUUCCACGUCAACAAUCCACGUUGGAGAGGUAUUCCAUUCAUCCUAAAGUGUGGCAAGUCUUUGGAUCAAAGAAAGACUGAAAUCCGUAUCCAAUUCAAGAGACCUGACAACUUUUUAUUCAAAGAUGAAGAUAUCUCAAGAAAUGAAUUGGUCAUGAGAAUUCAACCAGGUGAAGCUGUCUAUCUUAAAUUAUUAAAUAAGAAACCAGGUUUGAAUAAUAAAAUUGAACAAACUGAAUUAGAUUUAUCAUAUCGUAGUAGAUUUGAAAAUUUGGAUUUACCAGAUGCUUAUGAACGUUUAAUUUUGGAUUCAAUUAAGGGAGAUCAUAGUCUUUUCGUAAGAGACGAUGAAUUGGAUGUUGCAUGGCAAAUAUUUACUCCACUUCUUCAAGAGAUUGAUAGAUUGAAAAUUGUUCCAGAAAAGUAUGAAUUUGGAAGCAGAGGUCCAAAAUCAUCUGAUGAAUUGGCUAAAAGAGUCGGUUUCCUAAGAUCAACUGGAUACAGUUGGCCAGGUCAUAACACCUAA